GCUUUAUUGAAAUACUUAAUAUACUUCAAAAGAGGUUAUUAGAAAGAUGAACAACUUUAGCCCACUUGCAAAGAUUUUGGAUGAGAAUCGUCUCAAAGAACCACCAAUUAUGCUUGAACCAGGUGUGGAUGAUAAUGCUCAAGAAGCUUACCAAUUAUGGUUUGAUCAUGAUUCCUUAGCUAAGUGUUAUAUAUUAGCAUCUCUUGAGAAUAGGCUUCAGAAGCAACAUGAGAAAAUGGCUACUGUUAAGGAUAUAACGGCAAGCUUGAAAAAGAUGUUUGGACAACAAAAUUCUACAAGACAAUUUGCUAUGAAAAGGCUUAUGUCCACCAAGAUGACUGAAGGAACUCCAGUACAUGACGAUGUCAUGACGAUGAUAGGCUUUAUUAAUAAACUGGAUUCUCUUGGGUCUAAGAUGGACAAUGAGACGAAGAUAGAUGCGAUCUUAUCUUCACUACCAGAUUCAUUUAAUCAAUUCGUUUUGAAUUUUAAUAUGAAUAUGAUGGUAGUAACCCUUUAUAAGCUUUGUAAUAUGUUGCAAAGAGUUGAGGAACUAAUUAAGAAAGAGAAGCUUGUAAUUAUGAUAAUAGAAAAAGGAAAGUCCUUAAAGCCUAAGUAUAAAAACAAGAAAAGGAACUUUGGGAAUAACAAAGGUUUUAAACAAAUCCCUAAAGGCACUGCUAAAAAGGUGAAAAGGGAUAAAUCAGAAGAUGCUUGUCACUUCUGCGGAAAGAAAGGUCAUUGGAAAUGAAAUUGUCACCAAUACUUAGCUUCACUUAAGAAACCUUCAAAAGGUAUGUUAAUAAAUUUACUCAUUGUUGAAACCAAUUUGUUCGAUGGAAAUGAGAAUUCUUGGUGUAUUGAUUUUGGUGCAACCUCUCAUGUUUGUAAUACAUUGCAUGGUUUUCAAGAAACCAGAAGGUUGAAUGAAAGGGAAAUCAAUUU
Molecule: messenger RNA, 945 nt
Organism: Rubroshorea leprosula
Lineage: Eukaryota; Viridiplantae; Streptophyta; Magnoliopsida; Malvales; Dipterocarpaceae
Source: the annotation of a GenBank genome assembly